AGCAACUUCCCCGCAGCCUGCAACUUGAAUGAUUGCUUGGUGCUGGUGAUUGCAGCUGCGAUUGCUUUGCCAUGGUCAGCCCGGUGCUCUUUGAUCCGUCGAAUUCAAGUGAUGAAGGCUGUUGUCCUGAUGAGUCCCUGUUCGCCAUUUACCACUCCACCCAAGCCUCUUCCGCCACGCAAAAUUUUAUAGGCGCAUUGCCCAUAGAGCUCUUGCUGGCAAUAUUUACGCAUCUUUAUCGGUCGUCUCGUCGUCUCACUCACAGUGGAGAGACGUGGGGAUUAGACAAUCCUCUUUCCUCGUUGUUCCCCUAUGCCCCGGCCGCAGUAUGUUCGAUGUGGCGUUCGGUAUUGUCACUUGUUCCAGAGUUCUGGACUCGUGUGGUCAUUAGAGUUGACUCUCAACGUACCCAAAGUCGAGAUAUUCGACGUUAUUUCAAGUGGUCAAGGAAUCUUCAUCUGGAUGUCAUCAUCACCAGACAUCGCGAUGAAUUCGAAGGAGAUGACAAGAAGGAGAAGUCAAAUGUCCUCAAGGCAACCCGCGAGCUCGUUAGGCACAUUGAGCGAUGUAGAAGCAUCCGCUUCAACGUGAUGUACAGCUCAUCAUUGCCGUCCAUACUCCACCAUUUUCAUCAGAAAAAGGCUCCCCACCUGCAGACGUUGAAGCUCAAAUGUAAAGUGGACGAUGGUGGAUCCCCGCCUCUGAAGCUUGUGCAUUGGAGCUUUGAUGCACCCGAUCUUCGCCACCUUUAUCUAGACGCCCGCAAUUUCUUCGAUGUCUGUGUAGACCGUAACAACUGGCUCAAACGUCUAUCCAACUUACACUCGCUUUCAAUUUCCCGCUAUCGCCAUAUAUCAAAGCGGGGCAUAGAUCUGUACAAGCUGUUAAGGGCAAUUGGGGAAUCCCCUUCCGUCGAAUGCUUGGAACUGAAGGACUUGCACUUCUCCAGAGUGCGUCCUUGGACUGCAUUGAAUGAUAUUAUCUUAGAUCUGGUAUCUAUGAAUCUGGAGGACCUAUCCGGCGACGUGUUCUCAGAAAUCAUCGGCUUUGUCGACAGUGGCCCAGUUGCAACUCGCAUUUCUCGUUGCGCUAUUAACGCUUGCCGUUUCUCCCUAAUCUCUUACCGCGUCGCCUUUCACGAUCUCUCAGCCGAUCAAGACCUGAUGGUUCCUCUUACACAUUGGCGCGGACGCACACUCUCGCUUGUCAAUUGUGCAUGUUUCCAUGAUGAUUUCCUGCGAGACAUGAUGGACGGAGGACUACACGACCAAUCCUUCGCGUGCAAGGCGGCGAAAGAGUUAUACAUUGUCAACUGCAUGAACUUUUCUCCAGGACUGCUCAAGACUAUGGUGCUAAAGCGAAGAAAGAUAGCACGCAGAUGCCUUUUCUGGACCCACGAUCAAGAAACUCUUAAUUGGACAUUUCCAAUUGUGGCGCCCAUUACAUUGAUAUCAGUCGAGGGUGGACCGGUGUUAUCCAAGAAGGACAGGAGGUGGUUUGAAGAGAAUCUUCAGUCGUUUCACUGGGAUGAGGAAGUGUUGGACAGUCAGUUCGAGGGCCCUGGAGAUAGUGACACUGACAUUUGAAAUAGUCGUGGAGUCCACCCGUUCCAGGAUGCUGGGGAUAGUAGCUUGAAUGACCAAUUCUCUAAGUAUAUAACGCUUGAAUACGGUUGAUAUAAAUAUUCGCUCUCUUUCCAUUUGACUGAUUUAACAGUCCGCAAAAGGUGAGCGAGAGUACCAAGAAUGCUCAUGGUGUGCUUCGGUCGCAUCCGGAGAACGCACUGGAUGUCCUGGGACCUGGAGGCAGUUACAAGUUCGU
This is a messenger RNA of Suillus paluster, 1821 nucleotides long. RefSeq lists its product as uncharacterized. The transcript has 2 exons. The record is from RefSeq and is a predicted model, not a curated record. Lineage: Eukaryota; Fungi; Basidiomycota; Agaricomycetes; Boletales; Suillaceae. Bases 72 to 1586 code for a protein of 504 amino acids.